Molecule: messenger RNA, 2540 nt
Organism: Paraphaeosphaeria sporulosa
Lineage: Eukaryota; Fungi; Ascomycota; Dothideomycetes; Pleosporales; Didymosphaeriaceae
Exons: 2
Coding region: 184-2286 (700 amino acids)
Source: RefSeq, a predicted model, not a curated record
CAGCCUCUCCUCGCACGCACCGCACGCUUUGACCCGACCAGAACGUCCAAGUCGGCUGUCUCUGCUGCUGGGGUUGCAUAAGUGCCGGCCAUGGCUCCCCUCUGCGUCGAUGGGUGCUUCCAUGCACGUACCUGAACCUUCUCCGACAGUCAUCGCAAAAGCUCUCCGGCCAUCUAACAAAUAAUGCUAGGACACCCAGGGAUCAGUGCAUUCGAGUACGCGGGGGCGGCCGAGGAACACUAUCGUGAGGAGCGAGCAUGGGAGAAGGCGACGGAGGAGACCAUAAUCACAAACGCCACCGAGCGCCAUCCAACACUAUCAGCGGAUCUGGAGCGAGAAGAAGCUUCUCCACAGCCAGUGGCUCGCCCGGAGACGUCGGAACGUCAGCAACCGCAGACGUCGGUCGACGAGUAUACUAUCGCACAGCGACGCCGUGGAACCUUCGUCAACCAUACCCCGCGCAAUCACGAACUCCGCCUGUCUUCUAAGCUAUCACAUCGCCCAACUUCCGAGGAGGAGUCUGGGAGAUUGUAUGCCAGUUAUAGAGGGAGCUCGGAUGACAAUACGGAGACUUCUAAGAGCUGUAGUGGUGGUCAGCACUCGUCAUUUGGGUCUUUCCAAGUUGAACAGAGUGCUAAAGCAAACGCGAAUGCCCCUGUCGAGCUUGAUAGCAAGGAGAUACCUCUCAAUCCUUUAAUCAUGCAUCCUUUGCCCACAGUACCCAUCAUACCAAUCGCACUACCAAGACAACGGCGCAGCCAAAGCUCAAGUGCCGCGGCUUCAAUCAAAUCGUCGCAAACGGGUAUCAGCAAGCGAAGUCUGAGGACCUUUUUGGGUCGAAACGCAUCGCUCGAUGCUUCUUUUCCACGUCAGCAAAUAUCAUUCGAUGAGCCCAGACCAAGCACAACUGGCAGUGUCUCAAAACUGCGGCCUCAAGCAGCAAACAGUAAGCGCCGUCGAAGACAAACACCCUACAAGGUCCCAGCACCGCUUGUUACAGAUUUGGGUCGACAUGCGCCUCUGGAGCCCUUGGUUCUACAUCAUCGUCGCGAGGUGACGGGUAGCGAUGUCGACCCUUUACCACCGCAUGUCGAUAUUGACAACGACAUUAGUGAGGCGGCCACUCUCCUGGCUAUCAAUGAGUAUUUCGAUAGUCAGGAGGCUACUCUUACGGAUCAUCAGCACCCAGCAGAUCUCAAUGAGAUCUCAGCAUCAACAUUGAAGGCGCUUAAGCAAAUACAGCCGAGUUUUUCCCCCCAACAGACCCCAAAGAAGGGUGACGCAGCUCCGAACAAGGACCCUUCCGACUCCAAAGAAUCAACUCCGAGCCUCCCCGAGCGCAACCCUGAACGCCUCAGCAGAAUCAAUACUCCUACCUCAGCCCGCCUCCCAAAGAGUGCCUCUUCCAUCUCCGUUCAGAGCGACUUCACCUCUGCAGCCCAAGGCCAAUACUCCCCCUACGAUGAGCGAUGCGACGCCGUUUCUAAGACCGUGCAUCGCAAACCCCUACCAACCUCACCACGCGAACACGGCCGCUCCACCUCCUCCAUAUCAGGCAAGCUCGCACCCCGAAUCCCAGGCCACGAGGAGCUGGCUAGUAGUCGGCUAAACGAUUUCAACUACUUCCUGCGCAUGACGGGUCCGUCACCAACGCACGAGACGAAAGCCGUGCCGCAGAAGAAAAAGAAAGGACUGAAAGUUAUGAAAGUGCGGAGCAGGAAGGAGGCCAAGAACCCCAUAAGCAGCCGUCGCUUCGGGGAAGAACACCUUCCAGUCCCUGCUUGCUGCCUCGAGGAGACGACCAAGGCCGGCGGCGUGAAGCAUCUGCGCAUCAAGAUCCCGACGGAGGACGUCGAUGUGCAGCUCGCGGCGGUUCCCCCGAGGACCCCCUGGACGGACGAGAUGGUGCAGCCGCUUGCAGGCGUUGACGUCGAGCGCGCGAUUAAUCUCGCCGGCGAAACGUCGCUCAUGUUCAAGAGAUGCAGUCCGAGGCCUGUUCCCAUCUCGCCGAUGGCUGUGCCUGUGGAACAUCACCCGCUGCUGGUCAAUAGGAAGGAGAAGACGCGGAGUAGGAAGCUGAGAGAUUUGAAAAAGGCAAAGGGGAGGACGGAUGGGGAUGCUGAAUGUGGCGCUGAGGAAUAUAUUGGAGAGGGUAAGGUGGAGAGGUUGGAGUGGUUGGUGGGUGAGUUGGCGGAGGGGUUAAGGGUAGAGGCGGGACUUGAAGAGGGUUUGGGGCCAGAGGAGGUGCUGGAGACUUGGAGGGAGGGGAGGGAGAGGGCUGAGUAGGUGGGGAAUAGAAUGUGAAUUUGGCGACUUAUUGUAAUGCGUAAUACGAGUGGCUAAGAUGGAAAUUGACCCGGGCAAGAGAAUGGUGGCUGGUGAAGGUUGUGACCAUCUGGUCUCCAGCGAUUCAAGGUAAUCAGCGUGAUAUGGUCAUCUGCAGGAGAUUUGGUGUGCGAGCAUUUCUCAUCUUGAACGCGUCAUUUAGAGAAAUUGCUUAUAUAAAGACAAGUGGUAAUAUUCAAGGACGUAGAUUCUGA